Molecule: messenger RNA, 959 nt
Organism: Triticum aestivum (bread wheat)
Lineage: Eukaryota; Viridiplantae; Streptophyta; Magnoliopsida; Poales; Poaceae
Product: zinc finger BED domain-containing protein RICESLEEPER 2-like
Exons: 3
Coding region: 94-807 (237 amino acids)
Molecular function (GO): protein dimerization activity; DNA binding
Source: RefSeq, a predicted model, not a curated record
UAUGUUACCGCAAAUUUGUUCUUCCCCAAAAUAUCUUCUAUUCGUCUAGCAAUACGAAAAUGGUCUACUAGUGAGCAUGUUCCUUUGCAAAAGAUGUCUGAGGAAAUGAAGACGAAGUUUGAGAAGUAUUGGAAAGAAGUCCAUGGUCUUAUGUCUGUGGCAACAGUCCUUGAUCCAAGAUAUAAGCUUCAUAUGUUGCAAGCUUUGUUUGGCUCUCUCUAUGGGUUUGAACAUGCAACUACAGAAGUGGAGAAAAUUAGGAAGUUAAUGGGUGAUUUGUUGCUAGAAUAUCAAGCAUCUGAUGGUGGUGUGGGUACCUCGGAGUCACAUGUAGGUGGGAGUGUUUCUACCCAAGGUGGUGCUGCAGUAGAUGAAAUGGAGAAUAUAUUUAAACAAUAUAUGUCCUCGAAGCCUGUUACGAGUGCUUCUCGUGUGCGUACAGAACUGGACUUAUAUUUGGAAGAGGAAAUUAUCCAUAGGCCAGAGGGUCUCGACAUCAUCAAUUGGUGGCAGUAUGCAGGUAUCAAGUAUCCUACAUUGCGAAGAAUGGCUCAUGAUAUACUAGCCAUUCCUGUAACAACUGUGGCGUCGGAAUCUGCCUUCAGUACUAGUGGGAGAAUACUAAGUGCACAUAGAUGUUCACUUGCACCAAACAUGACUGAAGCUCUUAUGUGUAUGCAAGCUUGGUCCCGUGCAGACAUGUUAGGGGAUUGCAAUUCUACUCUCUUUGCGGACUUUGAAACUGUUCUUAAGGAUGACACAGAAAUGAUGGAGGUUGAUGAUCAAUCCAUCCUAACUGAAGCCUGAAACAUGAUUGUAUGAUGUUGCUGCUGCUGCUUGGUUGCGACGAGAAGGCGGACGACCCGGCGUGCUACACUGCUACCUGUUGUUAUUUACAUUUAUCCAUGGCUGCUACACUACUACUUCCUACUGCUAGCUUGUUGGCACACAACUACUCA